UGAUCAUGGGCGAAGUGUCAAAACUUCACUCUGAAUGGAUGUAGCAUGUACCACUUUUAAAGCGUACUUGGUAAUUAGCAAAGUGCUUGAUUAAUCACGAAAAUGGUCAGUGGUGUUUGUGACAUAAGUAUACAUUUUUAUAGCUUCAGCUUUAUGUUUAAUGUUUGUCUCAAGACUGAGAAGUUUGUUUUGGAAUGUUGGUCGUGAAAAGUUAACACUAGCAAAGAUCAGUUGCAGUCUCUCGUCAGCUGGCUGCUGUUUUGGUGGUGGUAUUUCAAAGUUGGGAACUUGGAAUCACAAAAUGGCUAGAGGUUUGAGAGUGCUUAAUGUUGCUGAGAAAAAUGACGCGGCCAAGUCACUUGCUGAUCUGAUGUCUAGGGGGCAAUUUAGAAGGAGUGAAGGAUUCUCCAAGUUCAACAAGAUUUAUGAGUAUGAGUACAAUCUCUUUGACCAAAACUGCAAAAUGACGAUGACAUCAGUGUCCGGCCACUUGCUCAACUAUGAAUUUGUCUCGGCCUUCAAAAAAUGGCACAGUUGUAAUCCAGUAGCUUUAUUUAGUGCUGAAGUCUUCAAAGGAUGCCCUGAAAACUAUAAAGACAUCAAGAGGACAUUAGAGCGAGAGGCCAGGAAACAUGAUGUUCUUGUUAUUUGGACGGAUGGAGACAGGGAAGGUGAAAAUAUUGGCUUCGAAAUCAUUCAAGUCUGUACAGCAGUGAAACCUCAGUUGGAUGUCUACAGAGCGAGAUUUUCAGAGAUAACUCCACAAUCUAUUGCCAAUACAUGUCGUAAUCUAGUUCGGCCUGAUGAGAGAAUAACUAAUGCAGUAGAUGUCAGACAACAGCUUGAUCUGAGAAUAGGUGCUGCUUUUACUCGUUUCCAAACCCUACGAUUAUGCAAGGUGUUUCCUAACAUCCUGGACGGGCAGUUAAUCAGCUUUGGUAGUUGUCAGUUCCCUACACUAGGGUUUGUGGUUGAACGAUAUAAACAAGUAGAAGCGUUCAUACCAGAAGCAUUCUAUAAAAUCAAGGUUUUGCAUGAACUGGAUGACACUAAAGUGGAGUUUAACUGGAAGAGACAUAGAUUAUUUCAUCGUUUAGCAUGUGAGGUAUUACUACAAGUAUGUCUUGACGAUCCCAUGGCAACAGUAACUAAUGUCAGCAGUAGAAGUAAGAGUAAAUGGAGACCAUUACCCAUGGAUACAGUGGAAUUGGAAAAGUUAUCAUCUCGCAAGCUUCGGAUCAGUGCUAAGGAGACCAUGAAGAUUGCUGAGAAACUCUACACCAAAGGAUUCAUCAGUUAUCCACGCACUGAAACCAACACAUUUCCAAAGGAGUUGAAUUUACGUGAUCUGGUUCAAGAACAGACACAGGAUCCAAGAUGGGGACCGUUUGCGGCAGGCAUCUUACAAGAAGGUCCGACACCUCGCCAAGGCAACAAGACAGAUAAUGCCCAUCCCCCUAUCCACCCUCUCAAGUAUACCGAUACACUGCAAGGAAAUGACCAGAAGGUCUUUGAGCUCAUUGUCAGACACUUCCUUGCUUGCUGUUCAAAGGAUGCUCAAGGUUUUGAGACCACUGUGGAGAUCAAGAUUGCAAGUGAAGAAUUCUCUGCCCAAGGUUUGAUGAUCGUUGCAAGGAACUAUUUAGAUGUCUACCCGUAUGAUAAAUGGAAUGCUAAGGUCAUUCCGGUUUUUCACGAAGGUCAAACAUUCCAACCUAACUCAAUCCAGAUGGUUGAUGGCGAGACCAGUCCACCCCCAUUACUAACUGAAGCUGAUCUGAUUGCACUCAUGGAUAAACAUGGAAUCGGUACUGAUGCCACUCAUGCUGAUCACAUUGAUACCAUUAAAUCUCGUCUGUAUGUUGGAGUGAGACCCGAUGGUAGGUUUGUUCCUGGUGAGCUAGGUAUGGGACUAGUAGAAGGAUAUGACAACAUGGGAUAUGCACUCUCCAAACCACACCUUAGAGCUGAACUCGAAUCCGAUCUUAAAAGAAUAUGUGAAGGAGUGAAGGACCCAGACGUUGUGUUAAGGGAACAAAUUGAGAAAUACAAACAAGUCUUCAUUGAAGCUGCUGCAAAUGCCAACAUGUUGGAUGUAGCGUUAUCUGGAUAUCUCGGUCAACAACCGGAAGCAUAUGUACCAGAUGUGACUGAGAUAGAAUCCAUGACUCCAGUUCGCUCCUGCCCACGUUGCAACCAAUCAAUGAUCCUUAAAGCCAAGAAAGAUGGCGGCUGGAUGGUCUCAUGCACUGGCUACCCAGCAUGCAAAGCUGCAGUCUGGUUCCCUGGGGCUGUACAAGAAGCAUCUGUAUCUGAUGAUGUUUGCCAGAAUUGCCUACCUGGACCAGUGAAGAAGAUCAAGUUGAAAUUCAAGAGAGGAUCCGUACCUCCAAUGAUGCCAACACAAUAUUUUGGUUGUAUCGGCGGUUGUGAUGUGACACUGAUGGACUCCUUAGAUCUGAAUCUUAAUUAUCUUAGGGCUCCUGCUCAAACACAAGUACCAACAACAAAUGCAAGAAAUGAUCGGGGAAGAGGCCAAGCAAGAGGACGGGGUGGCAGAGGUGGUAGAGGGAAUGGGGGAGGUGGUAGAGGAAAUGGGGGAGGAGGUAACGGAGGAGGAUGGGGAGGAGGCGGUGGAGGAGGUGGUGGUGGAGGAGGAGGAGGAGGAUGGGGUGGAGCUGGUGGAGGAGGAGGAGGAGGUGGUGGAGGAGGAGGGAGGAGCGAGGGAAGAGGAGACAACGAUUGGGGUGGUAGGGGAGGAGGUGGCAGUAGUAGUGGACGAGGAGGAAGUCAUCAAAGUGGAAACAGAGCUUUUUCUUCUCAGGCUGCACAGUCUAGACAACCUCUUGAUCAAGUACCUAUUGGAGGAACGUCAUUCUUUGCUGGUACUAAUAGCAGUAGUGACAAUGCCGUUGUGUGUAACUGUGGAGGUGAUGCAUUACGGCUUACAGUGAAGAAACCAGGACCAAACAAUGGGCGCCAGUUCUACAAGUGUAAUUCCGGAGAGUGUAACUUCUUCCUUUGGGCCGAUGAGAACUCAAACUCAACUUCCAACUCUACAAACAAUUCCAAUGAUUCUGGUUGGAGUUCUAGUAAAAGUUCUGGUUCUACCAGUGGAAGCUCUUGGACUGGUGCUACGAGCAGCUAUGGCAGUAAUACUACAGGCAGCUAUAGGAGUAGUAGUGGUUUUGAGUCUACAGAUGUCAAGACUAAUGUAUGGGGAGAGGUCAUGUGUCAAUGCGGACAGGCGGCAGUCUUACGGACAGUACAAAAAGAAGGACCAAAUAAAGGCAGAGAGUUCAACGUUUGCAACAAACCACAGGGCAAGCAAUGUAACUUCUUCGAAUGGAAAGAUGAUGCGGGGAACAGUAGAAAAGGAAACAGCUCCAGUAACCAACCAUCAUGGGGUGGGAAGCAAAGUGGGUUUAGCAAGAAAGGAAGAGGUGGUAAUUCAGGCUUUAGCAAAGGCAGUGAUGAUAACCGGAAGAGAAAGAAACCAACGUGUAGUAUCUGCAAUCAAGAGGGUCACACGAAGCGUAGUUGCCCAAUGAAAUGAGGAGUAGUCUUUCUUCAAGUCUGAAACAUCUCAUUGCAGUAGUCUCUGCAAACUCAUAUAGGUAGUUUCUUAUCUCUGCAUGUUUUUAUUUCUACUUGCACGCGGGUCUCCUGUCCGCCAUAUUAGGGGCCAAAACAUGCACGUGUUCACAAGCGCAUUGGUGCAUUAUAACGUGUACCAUCAUUUUGUGCACACUUUGACCCCAAAAAGGGCAGACAAGAGACGCGCGCGUUGUGCAAUGGGUCCAUAGUCAUAGUGAGGUUCUAUGUUUUAAUUAUGACAAUCCAAGGUAUGAGUUAAUUCUAUUUUCUAAUGGUUGGUUGGAUCAAAGCAAAUGCUAGUUGAUCGAUGGUUUGUUGUUGACUGUGAGCCCAAGUUGAGGUUUAGGGAAAAGGCCCAUCGCGUGGAUAGAUCAACUUUCAUUGGGAGCAUUGAUUAUUCUUUGAUUGGCUUUCUAACCUCUCGGAUAUGAAAAAUAAUAAAUCAAAAUGAGAGUUGUUGAAAAGCACCUUCUGCAAAGGUUCCAAAACACUGUACAAAAACGACUACAAAAUUUCUGACUAAGAAUAAAAGCAAUUGAGUUUUUAUCGUGGCUUUGAAGGAUUCAAGAGAUGAUGCCUGAUUGAUGUGAAGAAGUAGAUUAUACAGAUAGGGUGUAAGAACUGUAAACUCAGUACUUUCCCGAGUUCUGUGAAAAUAUCACAGGCAUAUUACUCGGGUGGGAUUCAAACCCAUGACCUUUGCAAUUCUUAAGAAAUAGAUUGUUCCAUAAUUGGUGCACUGACUGAAUGCUUGUUGGCCAUCCUGCGUAUUAGUGCGGGGAGGGGGGGGGGCUUCCUUUUUUUUAUAUUAUAAAACUUGUUGACGAUCCAGAGUCAUGGUUGAAUGUUGAUGAUGUUUACUUUAUUUAUUUGUUAUCUCUGUCUAGUGGAUACAAUAAAGUACCUGCUCAUCCAUGCAUCUACUAUUGAACAUGGUACAAUAGACGCAUUACAACACAUCACAGGCAUGGUCUAGUGAGUCUAGUUAGGGUGAUCACUCACCAUGAAGAGCUGGGAGUUUAUGUUAGAUGGUUGGUUAGUUGCCUUCACUUCCAAUAUGCAACAGAGCUUUACAUAGUAUAUAUUCAGACAGCAUACUAAGUUAGACCCAAACCGUUUUAACUUUCAAGGUGAUCGUAGAAAGUUGCUCCCCUUGCGUUCAGACAGCACUGAGUUAAACUCGAUACGGUUUAUCUUUGGUUUUAAGAGGUCAAAGCUAACGCAACCCUGUUACUCUAACAUCCGGUUUAUUGUCCUGUUCAUUGGUCACCGUGUGUUUAUGUAAUGAUUACGGAGGUCAAUGGGUCGUCUGUUGUGAGUUA
Asterias rubens (European starfish) is the source of this 4919-nucleotide messenger RNA. Its product is annotated as DNA topoisomerase 3-alpha-like. The transcript has 25 exons. Gene Ontology annotation, biological process: DNA topological change. Gene Ontology annotation, cellular component: nucleus; chromosome. The coding region runs from base 161 to 3556 and encodes 1131 amino acids. Lineage: Eukaryota; Metazoa; Echinodermata; Asteroidea; Forcipulatida; Asteriidae. The record is from RefSeq and is a predicted model, not a curated record. Gene Ontology annotation, molecular function: zinc ion binding; DNA binding; DNA topoisomerase type I (single strand cut, ATP-independent) activity.